GAAGUAAAUAAAUAAAGGCUGAGGGGAAGUGGCCUGGCAGGUGCUGGAAACUGCGGAAGCGGAAACGCGGCGUCGUGUCCUCCUCCCUCCUCCUCGAAGAUUCCUGAAUAUCUGCUCAUGGUCUUGGUGGUUUGAAUCUCCACCUCCCUACCAGACACCAUGACGUCCUCCAUGCUCCGCAGACAGCUGAAGAACCUGGUCCAGAACUACUCUGAGGCCGAGGUCAAGGUCAGAGAGGCGACGUCCAACGACCCCUGGGGCCCCUCCAGCACCCAGAUGGCCGACAUCUCUGACCUGACCUACAACGUGGUGGCCUGCAAUGAGAUCAUGACCAUGCUGUGGAAACGGCUGAAAGACGACAAGAACUGGAGACACAUACACAAGUCGCUGACACUCCUGGAGUACCUGUUAAAGACUGGUGAUGAUCGUGUGCUUCUGAAAAUGAAAGACAACAUCUACAUUGUCAAAGCCCUCACAGAGUACCGCUUCGUAGAGAAGGAUGGCAAAGAUCAGGGUGCGAACGUGAGAGAAAAGGCCAAAGUUGUCCUUGUUCUUAUGGAGGAUGAUGACAAACUAAAGGAAGAGAGAGACUUUGCUGUUAAAACCAGAGAAAAGACGUCAAAAAGUUCUGCAGCCUCAUCUGUGGACACCGUCAAGGAUCCCAACUACAAGCCGUGCUACGUUCCUGGAGCCACCGGGCUUCCAUCCUUGGACAACAUACCUUCAGUGGCCGACUUGACUGCUUCCUUUGCCGCCCGUAAAGAAGAGCGACUUAAACAGGAAUUUGAGAAAAAAGAAGCUGAGAGAAGGGCCAAGUUGAGUGACGAUGAGCUGCAAUGGGAGGAUGCAGGCAAAGCCAGUAGUGUUAAAACUGAUGCUUGGAGCGGAGAUAAAGCAGAGGAGGAAUCAAAACCAGAUCCAUGGGGGUCACAAAAAGAACCGAAAGAGGCCACAGGUCCAUGGGGCGCACCCACAAGUCCUGACAAAACUGAAACAGCAGCUAGCAGUGAUCCAUGGGGGGCUCCAACUAAAACUGAUGAAGAUCAGUUUUCACCACCAAAGAAUGGAGAAGAUCCUUUUGCGGAACCUGAUCCCUUUACUGCAUCAAAAGAUGACCCCUUCAAUGCCCCGAAAGACACUUCGGACCCCUUCAAUGCACCCAAAGACAAAGAGGAUCCAUUUGCUGCUCCGAAAGAUGGACCAGAUCCGUUCGGUUCCUCUAACAAUGAUCCAUUUAAAACUCCAAAAGAUGAUCCGUUUAAUGCCCCAAAAGAUGAUCCAUUUAAAACUCCGAAAGAUGAUCCAUUUAAAACUCCGAAAGAUGAUCCGUUUACUGCCCCAAAAGAUGAUCCAUUUAAAACUCCAAAAGAUGACCCUUUCAACGCCCCAAAAGAUGAUCCGUUUAAUACUCCGAAAGAUGAUCCAUUUAAUACUCCGAAAGAUGACCCUUUCAACACCCCAAAAGAUGAUCCUUUCAGUGCACCAAAGGAUGACCCAUUCAGUACCGCAAAAGAUGACCCCUUCACUGCUCCGACAACGCCACCGAAAGAAGAUCCUUUCUCAGCACCAACAAAACCUGCACAAGACGACCCCUUUGCUGCCCAAGAAAGUCCUCCUAAAGAGGUUCCUUUCUCUGCACCAUCUAAACCUACAAAGGACGAUCCUUUCGCUGCACCGACAACACCCCCUAAAGAAGAUCCUUUCUCUGCACCGACCAAACCUUCACAAGAAGAUCCUUUCGCUGCACCGACGACACCCCCUAAAGAAGAUCCUUUCUCUGCACCAACCAAACCUUCACAAGAAGAUCCUUUUGCUGCACCAACAACGCCCCCAAAAGAAGACCCAUUCUCUUCACCACCCAAACCUACAAAGGAAGACCCCUUUGCUGCACCAACAACACCCCCUAAAGAGGACCCAUUUGCAGUACCAUCCACUCCCCCAAAAGAAGAUGCCUCAGAUCCCUUCAAUGCCCCUCCAGUGAGCUCACCUCCAGGUGGGGCAGAUACAUGGGGGGCACCUGCCAGCUCUCCACCUGGCACUGGGUCAGAUCCCUGGGGGCCACCAUCUGCUCCAAAUGAGACCAAAGGUGGAGAUCCCUGGGGCAAUGGGGCCAGUGCCUCCUCACCUGCUGACAGUGCUGAUCCUUUUGGGGAUGCGUCCAAAACAGACGAUGACCCAUGGGGCGCCCCAGCUUCAGCUCCGGCAAACGGCGACGAUGCGUGGGGUUCACCUGCUCCUCCCUCAGACUCCUCCCCGUCCAGUGACCCCUUUGGAGAUGGAGCGUCUAAAAGCAGCGAUCCCUGGGGGGCACCAAGCAGCACGAGUGGUAAUGGCACAGAAAACACCUUUUAGAGUAGAACUGGACCUUUAUUUGAUUGCAGGAAAGCGAACAGAGCAGGAAGAGGAGAUGUACAGAAAGACUGCUUCAUUCUUGGGUUCGGCGGGGGCGUCGCUGGUCGACCUGGACGACCUGUUUUCCUCCAAACCCCGACAGCGCCCCCUCGUCAACACCCCCCAAACACAAGCCAUCGGUAAGGACAGAAAAAACGCUGUACUCUGGGUGACAAAAAACGUUUGUGACAGAGGCUACACGUGGAAUUAUUUGCGGUGAUUCAAACGGAUGCAUGUUCAACCUGAAAGACGGCAAACAUUAGUCGCUUCUGGAGAAGUUUCAUUCCACCGCUGAUCAGCAGACGUUCAGAGAGAGAGAGGGGUGGAGACGGUGUGAUAAAUAUCUAUGAUUAGGUUUGUUUGGAGAAGCUUCUUGUGAUCAUGUGUUCCUCCCCUGUGGUCUCGCAGUAGUGUUUAGAUGUUGUGUGUGACAUUAGUGUCUAUUACCCAGCAGAUUAUAACUCCUCCCACCCCUCUCUCUGCUCUGCUUUGGUGCAUUUUCUCUUUACUGGAACACUUUGAAUCCCUCCCUUUCUCCUUCCCCUCAUCUCUCCGUCCUCGUUUCCCAGGCGCUCUCAAAGCGAGGGGUGUUUCUUCCACAUCCACCCCAUGCUACAACCUUUUUGGUUCCUCUUUAGCGCCCUCCCAUGGUGCACCCUUCAGCGAGCAUAACCUGGGAGGGUCUUGUUCUGCCGUGGGUACGCUUCAGGUGGCACCGGUUCAACCCACUUCUGACACAGGGAGUCUGCAGAUGGGACUUAACAUGAGCUCCCCCUGUGGAGGAGUGGGGAUGGUGCAGUCUGGAUAUCCAGGAAUGGUUCAGUCCAGUUUACUGGUGGGUGGUGUUAGAGGUUCCCCUCUACAAACUGGAGUCUUCUCAGGCAGCAAACCAGAGAAGAAAAAAAACAACAAUCCAUUCCUGCUCUGACAUCCAGACAUGCAGUGUUUUUCAUGAAUCCAAAUAGAAUUUAAAUCAGGAUUAGGGAAAUGUAAUUAAAGCAACAAGUUUCAUGAGGCAGGCGUGUGUCUGACCUGCAGAGAUCCAUUCUUUAGCGUGAUGUUUCAGUGCUCGGCCUUCAUCAGGCACGAUCUGUGAUGUGUCUUUUCAGGUUAGACAAGAUCAUGUAAAGCACCACACAAGGAAGCUUCACAUGUUUUAGCCCCCUUGUGUAUAAAUGAUAAUCAUCCAAAAGAAAACAGCAAUAAGAUUCCAGAUUUGUGCCGCUGUAGCUCACAGGUAGCUGCUGGUUUCUGUUCAUCAUGUCAUAGAAACCAGGAGAAGAAGGCUCAACACAAGACAGAUCUUAGUUUUCUUCAGUUUCACAGCGACACUUUGGAAUCUGGAAACAGGUUAUGCUACUUUGAGCAAUCUUUUUUCUUCCCAGUUGUCAAAGUUUCCUUCAAAGCACCAAGAAGGGACAGUUUAAAAUACUGCAGCAAAAAUGUCUGCUUGGAACUCCAACAAUUGCUCUCCUUUUACUGUAAAACAGACUAAAUGUCAGGAUGGACUUGAAUGAGCGGCUGCCUGCAAAUCUGGAAGCAGUUUAAACAAUGAGAAACACUUCAGUCGUAUGUGCGUGGUUUUUGCAUGUUGAUUUAAGGGCAAAACAUGCAAGAACCACCUGAUGAUCUUUGAAUUUAACCCUCCAGCACCCUGAGCUCGUCCCCCCACCAGCCCUGAAAAUGCCGAAACAUGCAUCUAAUAAAAUACCCAGAAAUGACGCAUACAGCUUCAUAUAUAUUAACAGAUAUACACACAAAUAUUUCUGGGAUUUUUUUUGUCUGAGAAGCGGAGAGCACCUCAGUGUGAGUGUUUGUGGAAACCCUGAGGAACUACUGUGUAUGUGAGUGUUGUGUGACUCUGUGAAGGAAAACACGUCGCUGUAGGUUUUCAUUACGUGUGCAUGUGUUUGUACAAGGUGGAGUGUGUGUGUGUGUGUGUGUGUGUGUGUGUGUGUGUGUGUGUGUGUGUGUGUGUGUGUGUGUGUGUGUGUGUGUGUGUGUGUGUGUGUGUGUGUGUGUGUGUGUGUGCACGGUGGGUGUGCACUAUGAAUAUAUAUAUAUCGUGCUGAUGUAAAUAGUGGAAGUACUCAACAGAUAAACCUUGAAAUAUACUGUAUAUCAGAGUGUUACAAUCACCAGUAACUAUUUAUUGAUCUAUUUAUUGAUUGAUUGAUUUAUUGCUUGAGUAAAUGUGGGCCUCUAUCAGACAGAUCCAGGUGAACUUUGAUGAGAGUCGACCUGAUGGCAUCGAUCACAUGUGAAGUCAAAGGCGAUUAAUCCGAUAAAAAAAGGAUCAUCUCGGUAACCGACGGUGGCUUUAUCUUCCCUCUUUAGGUUUGUAGUCGUUCUGGAUUCAUCGUCUUCUCUGUAUGUCCCGCCUUUGGACAGGAAACACAAACGUAUUAUUGUAUUCUGUUUAGCUGCAGUGUUGGCUAAAUAAAAACCGAAUUUGAACAUAUCAGCUUGUUUUAUGUGCAUGCUGUCUGAGGAUCCCGGAUGUGAGCGUAGCCACCCCUCGUUUAUUUGGUUUGUGACUAAUGAAAUGAGAAGUGAAAGGUAAAUAAAAGGUCUCCCAGCGUUGUAACGGAAGCAGGACUAAUCGUAGUUUAUUAGUUGUGAAAACGUCAGUAAAUCAAAACCACACGGGAAGCACAGAGGACUGAAGUCACUGCGUUUAGAAUCGGUUUCUUCAUGUGUUUUCAGGUAAAAAGUGAAUAAAAUAGACCGAAAGAACAGUUUAGCUUCAGAGGAUUACAGUGAAAAAGGAUCAGAACGACUCUUAUGAUUUCUCAGAUUUAAUUUUGUAUGAAAUGAAUUUAUUUUGCUGUGUAUUUACAUUUAAAGCUGUGUUGUAAACUGUGACAGUAUACAGUACGUUUGAGAAAUAAAAUGAAUCACAAAGCCA
Molecule: messenger RNA, 5299 nt
Organism: Acanthochromis polyacanthus (spiny chromis)
Lineage: Eukaryota; Metazoa; Chordata; Actinopteri; Pomacentridae
Gene: epn1b
Product: epsin 1b
Exons: 9
Coding region: 160-2352 (730 amino acids)
Biological process (GO): endocytosis
Cellular component (GO): clathrin vesicle coat; endosome; plasma membrane
Molecular function (GO): clathrin binding; phospholipid binding
Source: RefSeq, a predicted model, not a curated record